Saccostrea echinata is the source of this 693-nucleotide messenger RNA. RefSeq names its product multiple epidermal growth factor-like domains protein 6. The transcript has 4 exons. The record is from RefSeq and is a predicted model, not a curated record. Lineage: Eukaryota; Metazoa; Mollusca; Bivalvia; Ostreida; Ostreidae. The coding region runs from base 1 to 693 and encodes 230 amino acids. Gene Ontology annotation, molecular function: scavenger receptor activity.
AUGGCUGUGGAUGGGAAUCCUGCUACUUGUGCAAUGACUGAUCCGAUUGGUUCUAGUAGUCAACAUGAUAGGGCUUGGUGGUACGUGGAUCUUGGUGACAUUUACAGUGUAUACAACAUAAGGAUACAGUUUAAGGACAUGGGGGAAGAAUAUGUCCUGAGGCAAAGGGGAAGAUUUGCUGGAUUUUCUCUCUAUCUCUCAAAUUCAACUACAAAAGAAGACGGAUAUAUGUGCUACAAAGACGGACCAGAGUUACCUCUAUUAAAUUUCACGACAAACUGUAUCGGAUAUGGUCGAUUUGUCAUCUACUACAAUGAAAGACUGAGUGGAGUAACGUAUCCAGAGGGAUAUGAAUCUACUUCCUACACUCAUUUGUGUGAAGUGUUAGUGGAAGGAUGCUCUAGAGGAAAGUAUGGGAUAAAUUGUGAUAUGAAUUGCCCCACUAAUUGUUUUGGAAGAGAAUGUGAUAUUGUCCAUGGAACAUGUAUAAAAUGCAAGGCGGGCUGGGAGGGAGAAAAAUGUCAAACAUCUUGCCCUAAUGGAUCAUACGGUCAGGAAUGUAAGUCCCAAUGCUUAGGACAUUGCAAAGAUCGAACUCCAUGUAACCACGUGACGGGUGGAUGUGUCAGAGGCUGUGUUGUGGGAUGGACUGGGACAUUGUGCAAUAAACGUAAGACUUCAGUUUAUAAAUAA